Messenger RNA from Branchiostoma belcheri (Belcher's lancelet), 4546 nucleotides. Its product is annotated as 1-phosphatidylinositol 4,5-bisphosphate phosphodiesterase beta-4-like. Gene Ontology annotation, biological process: phosphatidylinositol-mediated signaling; lipid metabolic process. Gene Ontology annotation, molecular function: calcium ion binding; phosphatidylinositol-4,5-bisphosphate phospholipase C activity. The transcript is spliced from 34 exons. The coding region runs from base 9 to 3260 and encodes 1083 amino acids. The record is from RefSeq and is a predicted model, not a curated record. NCBI's taxonomy places the organism in Eukaryota, Metazoa, Chordata, Leptocardii, Amphioxiformes, Branchiostomatidae.
UAAACAUCAUGUACAUGGUGGCUGCAGAUGCAAAAACUGCCAUGACGUGGAAGGAAGGAAUACGUGGCCUUCUUCAUAACUACAAGGCAAACAAUGUGUGUCCCAUGACACAGUUUCAAAAACACUGGAUGAGGCUGUCACUCCAAGUCAGUCCCAGUGGCAAAAUUCCAGUCAGAAGCAUUACCAGAACAUUUGCCUCUGGCAAAACAGAGAAGAUGGUUUUUCAGAGUCUGAAGGACCUUGGACUUCCAAAUGGAAAGAACGACGAGAUUGAGCCUGCAGACUUUACCUUUGAGAAGUUCUUUGAGCUGUAUAAGAAGAUCUGCCCAAGGACAGACAUCGAUGACCUCUUCCACAAGCUGAAUGGAGGGAAGGAGUACCUAUCAGUUGACCAGAUAAUCAACUUCCUGAAUGAGCAACAAAGAGACCCGCGGCUGAAUGAGAUCCUGUUUCCAUUCUUCGACAGAAAAAGAGUCGUGGCGCUCAUACAGAAGUACGAGGUCGACCCAGAGUUCACCAAAAAAGAGUGGAUGAGCGUGGAGGGCUUUACUCGGUACCUGAUGAGCGACGAGAAUGCUCCGGUGUUCCUGGACAGGCUGGAGGAGUAUCAGGAUAUGGACCAGCCGCUCUGCCACUACUACAUCAACUCCUCCCACAACACGUACCUCACAGGCAGGCAGUUUGGCGGGAAGUCAUCCGUCGAGAUUUACAGACAGGUGCUGCUGGCAGGAUGCAGAUGUGUGGAGCUGGACUGUUGGGAUGGGAAGGGUGAGGACCAGGAGCCCAUCAUUACCCACGGCAAGGCCAUGUGCACAGACGUACUUUUCAAGGACGUGAUCCACGCCAUUGCAGAGACAGCAUUCGAGGCUUCUGACUACCCAGUGAUCCUGUCCUUUGAGAACCACUGCUGCAAAGCUCAGCAGUACAAGCUGGCAAAAUACUGUGAUGAGAUAUUUGGAGACCUUCUGCUCAAGGAGCCAUUGGAAGACUAUGCCCUGGAAGAAGGAAAAGUGCUCCCUCCACCCAACGCACUGAAGAGGAAAAUCCUCAUCAAGAACAAGAGGCUGAAACCAGAGAUGGAAAAAAAGCAACUGGAGCUGUUCUGGAAGGGGGAGGGGAACCUGGAGGUGGAGGAGGAGGAGCAUUCUGAGUCUGGAGAAAAUGGAGUCAGCUCACCAUCCGAGGACGGGAACCCGCAGGAGUUCAAGUUCAACAAGUCCAACAGCAGCAGUGACAUCCAGGAGGAGGGCAAGAACGGCUCCCUCAAGAACAAAAAGAGUGCGAUGAGCCUGUCGCAGGAGGAGGAACAGGCCAUGGCCAUGGCACAGUACCAGUACCAGGGAGCCACCACCAAUGUGCACCCCUGUAGUGCGAUGAGCCUGUCGCAGGAGGAGGAACAGGCCAUGGCCAUGGCACAGUACCAGUACCAGGGAGCCACCACCAACGUGCACCCCUGGCUCUCCUCCAUGGUCAACUACGCACAGCCCGUCAAGUUCGGAGGCUUUGACGUGGCCGAAGAUCGCAACAUUCACCACAACAUGUCAUCUUUCAACGAAUCCGCUUGCCUCGGGUACCUAAAGACAAGUGCCAUCGAAUUUGUCAACUAUAACAAGCGCCAGAUGAGCAGGAUCUACCCCAAGGGUGCGCGUGUGGACUCCAGCAACUACAUGCCGCAGAUCUUCUGGAACGCAGGAUGCCAGAUGGUGGCUCUCAACUACCAAACUCCAGAUUUGUCCAUGCAGCUGAACCAAGGAAAAUUUGAAUACAAUGGCAAGUGCGGGUAUCUGUUGAAACCAGAGUUCAUGAGGAGACCAGACAAGACGUUUGAUCCGUUUGCAGAGUCUCCUGUGGAUGGUGUUAUUGCUGCUACAAUUGAAGUCGAGGUGAUCUCAGGUCAGUUCUUGUCGGACAAGAAGGUUGGUACGUACGUGGAGGUGGAGAUGUACGGCCUCCCCACCGACACCAUACGCAAGGAGUUCAAGACCAAGACGAUCCCGGCCAACGGGCUGAACCCGCAGUACAACGAGGAGCCCUUCGUCUUCAGGAAGGUGGUGCUACCGGACCUCGCCACACUGAGAUUUGCUGUGUACGAUGAGAACAACAAGCUGAUCGGCCAGCGUGUACUUCCGCUCGACGGGCUGCAAGCAGGCUACAGGCACGUUGGGCUGCGGACGGAGUCCAACUUCCCCAUGUCUCUUCCCUGCCUCUUCUGCAACAUCAACCUCAUGACUUAUGUUCCCGACGGCUUAGGAGAGUUUGUGGAUGCGCUGAACAACCCCAUGCAGUACCUGUCCCAGCUAGAGAAGAGAGCCAUGGCUAUGAAGGCAAUGGGCAUUGACGAGAAAGACAUAGCGGACGUCCCUGCCAGUUCGGGGAAGAAGGACAAGAAGGCGGCGAACGGCAAGUCUCCAGCCACGCCCUCCUCCAGCCUGGGGGUGGAUGGGAAGGACGGCAAGGCCAAGACGCCCACAAAAGAAUCAGCAUGUCCGGCCCCAGUCUCCAUAGAGAGCCUUAAACAGGAGAAGCAAUACAUAAAACUAAUCAAGAAACAAACUAAGGAGAUGAAUGGUCUAAAGAAGAGACAUGACAAGGAGAAGGCAGUGAUGCAGAAAGCCCAGAGCAGUGUAGUGGACAAGAUGGUGGCCGGUCACCAGAAGGAGAAACAGAGUGUGGAGAAAAAUCUGGAGAAAGCAAAGAAAAAGAAUGGGACCAAUGCUGCUGAGCUUGAAAGCAAACUAAAGUCACUGGUGGAGAAUCACGAUGCAAAGGUAAAGGAGAUCGUGGCCACGCAGACGAAGGAUUUCUCUGAGCUGGUGGCGAAGUGCUCUAAGGAGGAGCACGAGGUGAAGGAGGGGCACUUCAAGCAGCAGUGUGAGGUUCUCAAGCAGCUGAUGAAGGUGGCACACGAGCAGCAGACCAAACAGAUCACCACCAUCCACGAGAAGCAAGGCAAAGAUCUGAAGGGACAGCAGGCCAAACAGUCCAUGGAUGAGAGUAAGGCAAUCGCACAGGACAAGAAGAUCAAGAACAAGGCUGAGAGAGAGAGGAGGAUCCGUGAGCUGAACAGCAACAACAUGAAGAAGUUCCUGGAGGAGCGAAAGAGGCUGGCCAUGAAGCAGGCCCGGGAGAAGGAGAACCUGGAGAAGCAGCAGGGAGAGCAGCUGGAGGAGCUGGAUAAGGAGAUGGACAAGUGGAGGGAAUCCCAGGAGAAGGAGAAAGUGGAGGACAAACUGGCCCAGAAGCCGACAGCUGCAGUCUAACCUUCUUCCUAUAUCCAGCACCCGUAGAAUCUUGUACAGUCUAUUAUAAGACGGAGACCUCCAGCAGAAAAGAGUAAUGAACACGUGGGUAAAAUCUGACAGUGCGAAUACUGCAUGCUCAAAAGCAAGUGUACAACAAAAACUACAUUCAAUGAAUUUUUCCUGUCUGUAAAUUGGCCUGUUUUGACGUACAUUGUCGAGAACGUACAUAAGCCGGCCCUCGAGAUAACCAUCGAUCGGAACAUAGCUUCUUGAUGAUAUACGUCAUAGCAGGCCAAUGUACAUGUAAGGAAAAUUUUUAUGUACACAGUUUUUGUACGCUCACAUCUGUAUCUGUAUAGCCGGUAUAACUGCCCUUCGGCGUAACAGACCAGCUUACAACGUUUUCCUACCGUCAGUUUUUUACUCACAUGUAAAUCGGGUCAUACAGUUUGGGGAACAGGAGACUGGAAAUGUGCCAGUUUCCUUCCACAAUCCUGUUUUUCAUCUGAAUCGGACAUAGUGAUCGACAAGCCAACUUCUGGGACAAGAUUUUUUGUUUUCAGAUACUUUUAUAGCAGAUACAGAAAUGAAUGAAGAUCAUGUGUAAAGGUUUUGUGGACCAGAAGAUAUCCUCCUACUUUAUCUUUUAUCUCAGUUGAACUGUUGUUGUCUUUUAUUUUAAUCUUUGCAUGCCUGUACAAACCUUUUUAAGUUAUAUUUUCUUAUUGUCUGUGUCGUUUUAUUUAACUUCAUUCUAGACAAGUCUUAUUUUAUUUCUGUACCAACUUCUCUCAAAUACCUUUUUUUCACCUUUUGGAAUGCAUUCCUUGUUUAAAAUUUGUUUUUAUCCUUCAGUUGAUAUUGUAUUAUUCAGUUUGCAUUUUGCAUAAGUGCACUGCUUUUUAAACAAAGUAAUACCUGUUGUACUAUGAAUUGUAAGGCCUUUACUUAUAACUAACCAGUUAUAGCAGCUAUAGACUGGUAGUCUGGCUCUAGAGAACCAGGCACUUGAAUGUACUUUCUGAUUCAACUUAACUGCAACAAGUGUAAAAGGACACUGAACAUGUGGGAUACCAGAAUUGCCUUUUGUCAGAAAACGUGUGGAUGGUGUUUUCAUGAAUAUGUCUGGGUAAGAUAAUGGAAAUGAAAUAACAUUGCUAUGGACUUUGCGGCAAUGACAUAUUAAGUAAUUCUGAUUCCUUCUCAAUAGCCUUAUAGUGUUGCAUAUCUUUGGGAAAGCUUAGGGAUUGUAGUUUUUCCUGUUUGACAGUAUAUUACGCAAACAAAAACUUCCCAUUUCCCAC